AAUUUACCGAAAGAGCUUCUGUCAGAGUAUCAGGAGCUCACAUUUCUCACAAAACAAGAAAUCAACGAGUAAGAAUGAUCAUGACGCACACACGUCUCGUGGCACACAAAAAGUUCUGUCAACUCCAGGCCAGAGAGAACGGGCCGAACGAAAGAGUGUCCAUGCAGAACAUCCUGACACUUCCAGAACUCAAAGUAAGAAAGUCUGAACCCUCGAAUCCAAAGAAGAAAAACAAGAAUCUGUAGUGUUUUGCCUAUGCUUGUGGUUUUGGGGUGAAAUAUAACCUGGUGAUUCUAGACAUGUGUCCUAAUACUCACCUGUUACCUGCAGUUCUGCUUUUGCACCGAGAAUGUCAUUUGAAGGUCUUUACAGAUUGACUAAACCACAUGUGUUUUGUUGCCGUUGAUUCUGAUCGAUGGCAGUCGAACCCCUUCAGGGAGAGAGUAUGUCACGUGUUCUCCACAUCUGACCGGAAGGAUGGCAGUCUGAGUUUUGAAGAUUUUCUGGAUCUCCUGAGUGCUUUUAGUGACUCUGCGACCCUGGAAAUCAAAUCCCACUACGCCUUCCGCAUCUUCGACUUCGAUGACGACGGCACGCUUGAUAGUGAAGACCUGAAGAAGCUGGUGAACUGUCUGACGGGAGAAACGGACGACGCCCGUCUCACCCUAGAGGAAAUGAGACAGCUGAUAGGCAAUGUGAGUCCAUCUCACAGGGGACAGACGGCCAUCAGAUCAGCUUCACUAACACAAACUCGCUUCCUUCUGCAGAUCCUGGAGGAGUCAGACAUCGAUAAAGAUGGAACCGUGAACCUCUCUGAAUUUCAGCAUGUGAUCUCCAGAUCUCCAGACUUUGUCAGUUCCUUCAAGAUUGUGUUGUGAAGCUGCUUUCCGGUCCAGAAUAUUCACCUGUGAUCUUUCAACAAACUCUCGUCUUACUCUAGCACCUUGAUUGUACAUGUAUUCUCUUAUUCAUUCUUUCAUUUGACAUAUUUACAGUUUCUAAUCAGUAUUUUGGAUGAUAUAUUUGUACCUAAUGUAAUAAAGGUUUAUUCUGUA
This is a messenger RNA of Triplophysa rosa, 1055 nucleotides long. RefSeq names its product calcium and integrin binding 1 (calmyrin) (gene cib1). Gene Ontology annotation, molecular function: calcium ion binding. The transcript has 5 exons. Lineage: Eukaryota; Metazoa; Chordata; Actinopteri; Cypriniformes; Nemacheilidae. Bases 387 to 878 code for a protein of 163 amino acids. The record is from RefSeq and is a predicted model, not a curated record.